UUCGGUUGCACGGCAUGCCCUUGACUUCCUACGAGAGGUGAUACCCGACAAGCAGGAACAGGCAACCGGGAGGUCACUAAUAAUUCUGAAUCGAAGGGUAAUUUUGUCGCCAUGGGGCUCUUUCCAGACGAGGGAAAGUCUCUCCCUCCUCCCAGAAUCGCCAACAGGAAUUCGGUGUGGCUGGCUGGAGUCGGCUGGUUCUCCGCGAUGCUGCACAAUGCUAUGAACCACAGGCCGCCGCUAAAAUCAGGUGUUCAUCGGCAAGUCCUCCUGGCAACGAUUGGUUGGUUCAUCGGCUACCACAUUACAAAAUAUGAAAAUUACACUUUUGCCAAACUUGAUCGAGAUAUGAAUGAGUACAUCAGACAUCACCCAGAGGAAUUUGCAGAAAAGGAAAAAAAGACCUUCGCAGAGAUUGUCGAGCCUUUCCAUGCUGUGCGCUAAGUUAAGUGUCAGUGGCUGCUCACAUGAAAGAGGGAGGGAGAAAGAACAUUUGCAGACCAUCACCGGUCUUGUGCAGCCUUUUUUUGCAAUCUUCCUGUCAUAUAUUGUGUGAGAUAUAGCUAUGUAAAUAAAAAAAAUACCUAAAUUCAA
This is a messenger RNA of Amphiprion ocellaris (clown anemonefish), 594 nucleotides long. It is a transcript of the gene ndufc2, whose product is annotated as NADH:ubiquinone oxidoreductase subunit C2. The transcript is spliced from 3 exons. Gene Ontology annotation, biological process: mitochondrial electron transport, NADH to ubiquinone. Bases 112 to 444 code for a protein of 110 amino acids. NCBI's taxonomy places the organism in Eukaryota, Metazoa, Chordata, Actinopteri, Pomacentridae. Gene Ontology annotation, cellular component: mitochondrial inner membrane. The record is from RefSeq and is a predicted model, not a curated record.